This is a messenger RNA of Penicilliopsis zonata CBS 506.65, 2997 nucleotides long. RefSeq lists its product as hypothetical. NCBI's taxonomy places the organism in Eukaryota, Fungi, Ascomycota, Eurotiomycetes, Eurotiales, Aspergillaceae. The record is from RefSeq and is a predicted model, not a curated record. Gene Ontology annotation, molecular function: protein binding. The transcript has 2 exons. The coding region runs from base 1 to 2997 and encodes 998 amino acids.
AUGGACGCUUCUCCUCACCAAAAGCCUGGGAGCUCGAGCACGCUCGUCUCCAUCACCAUCAGGAGCAGCUUUCUCCUCGGUUUUCUCGCUACCCUCCUCACACCGGUCAUCGCUGCCACCUCCUCCCUGCCGCCGCCGCCCUCCUACGUCUUCCUGUCCUCCCGUUAUAAUGAUUCGCUCGCCUACCUUCUGCUGUCGAACGAGACCCAGUCCAGUUUCGUCUCGGUGAAUCUAUCGACUACCGUCGACGCUUCGGAUUCCCAGUACUCCUCUGUCUUGCUGGAAGACCUGCCCUUCCAGUCCGGCAAUUAUAGCAAUCAUGCCUGGGUGCCCGUCGUCGACCACAAUGGGUCCAUCAAGGUGCAUGCGGGGAACUGCCAUGCCUCGCUGGACAAGAGCACCGUCUGGUAUUUUCAUCCAGAUGAUUCUAGCAGCAUCGGGAAUGGUACCUGGGACCGGCUGCCCGUCAACAAGGUGAGCAGCGCUGUCGAUGCCGCUGUCUUUGGCCCAAAUCAUCUCGCUGCGGGCUUUGCCUACGCCGCAACCAAUACCAUGCCCAGCACCAUCUACGCCUUUGGAGGCAUGUGUCCUUCUCUCAACAGCAGCAGCAGCAGCAGCAGUCAAGAUGUUAUCGCCACGGCCAACUAUUCGCAGUCGAUGCUCGUCCUGAGUCCCCAAGGUGGUUCAACAUCCUAUAGUCUGGCCACCACUGGUGAUCGUGCGCCGCCCAUUCCUGAAGCUGGUUUCACAGUGACACCGCUACAGCCAACCCACGCGACCACAACAAGUGGCAGUAUGUGGCAGUCGCAAAAUUUCCUUCUCAUCGGCGGGCAUACCAACAACGCCUUUAUCAACAUGUCCGAAUUCGCUCUGUUCUCCUUGCCCCAGCAGAGCUGGAGCUUCAUCACGGUCGACCCCCAGACCACUACUACCCGGAAGACUGAGCUCGCCGUCCGCGACGACAAUGUUGUCGCUACUGUCGAGCCCCGGUCGGGUCACACCGCUGUCCUGUCCUCCGACGGCAGCAAAGUGGUCAUCUUCGGCGGCUGGGUGGGUGACCAGACCGUACCUGCAGAGCCCCAGCUGGCGGUUCUGGAGUUGGGUGCACAGUAUGGUGGCUCCGGUGACUGGGCGUGGACCACCCCGUCAUCCUCCUCAUCUUCAGACCUUCUAGCCGCCGCCGGGAUCUAUGGUCAUGGAGCAGCCAUGUUGCCUGGCGGAGUGAUGAUGAUCGCGGGCGGGUACACGAUUCCCCGGUCUUCUUCCUCAUCAAAACGUUCCACUACUACUACUACUACUACUACUGCUAAUUCGCAGGUGCUGUUCUACAACCUGACGUCGGGAGAAUGGGCAGCCUCAUACACCAAUCCUAGUUAUCAGGCAAAGAAGACCACUGCUUCCUCCGCUUCGGGCUCAAGCCUGCUCCGAACCACAUCGCAGAAAGCCGGGCUCGGCGUUGGUGUCGGGUUGGGGGUGGCAGCCAUUGCAGCCGUGGUCAUCUGGCUCUGGCUGUUCGCCCGGAAACGCCGCAGCCGCCGCCAGCGCGACGACGAGCUCCGCAAGCUUGCCAUCGGCGCCCAGCGGGCCCAUUUCUGGAACGAGCCGCACUUGUCGAGCAGUUACCACGGACCCAUGCUGCACGGCGGACCGGGUCCGGACAACAGCUACCCGUGGUCUGGCAACAGCACCACGACGAAACAGGAAUAUCCCAGCUGGCGCGAGAGCGGCGAGACCGCCGUUGAAGCGACCAGUCUGCUGGUCGACAUGCCCAGCCCGACCAAGAGCAACCGAGCCAACACCCGGCACAGCAGCGUGAGCUCCCGCUCGUACCGGUACAGCGAAUACCGCAAGAGUGAUCUUACGGGAGAUAUUCAUCCUAUUGACGAACGGGAAGAAGAUGAAGCGAACCUGGCAGCCAUUGCUAUCCACAAGAAAGCCAACAACAAGAAUUACAUCAACAGCAGCAGCAAUCGUCAAGGCUACUCAAUGUGCGAGACUUCCGAUCCAUUCGACGACGCCGAUCAGGCCACAAUCGAGACCCCCAUUGUCGAGGCGGCCGCCAACGCCCAGGCCUGGCUGGAUCUAGCCGAACGUCUCUCCAUGUCGGCGAAGAGCAGCGACCGGACCAACUCAAACCUCUCGGACAAGUCUGCAACGUCGGUCUUCUCCGCCCGAUCGGAAACCAGCCUGCACAGUGCCCGGGACCGACCCCCGUCGUCCUCGCUGUACCUCAUCCCCAGCCGAGACUCGUUCCUGCGCAGCAUCGCUGGCAGCAGCAGCGCCACCGCCGACUCCUUCUCCACCGCGCUCACCUCGCUCUCAACCUCCCAGGCAGAAGGCGACCACCUACUCUCAGAAUCUCCAACGAAGCAAACCACCCCUGCCUCUGCUACGAGAGCAUCCGAAUGGAUCGGGAGCGUACGUCGCGCCCUCACCGCCGUGAAGCGUGUAAAUGUCAUCGACCGAAGCGCAACAACAACAGCAGCAACAGCAACGACGACGACCUUCGGAGUCGACCGGCGCAGCUCCUCUUCAAAACCGUACGGGGCAAUGGGCGUCGGCACCGGCGCAAGCACCGGCGCCAAUAACCCCAACUCAUCGAUCGUUCCGCGCCGAGCAGUCAGCGCCUCGGCCGAACUGUUCCGCCGCAAACAAGGCGCCAGAGAUUGGGGUGCCGAUCCUGACAAAACUGCGGAUCUCCCCUCGUCGCCGUCUCUACGCGGGCCGAUGUCCACGCGCGACGACUUUGCUUUGUUGGAUAGUACCCUCGCCGUCUCCUCCACCACCACCACCACCACCACCACCACCACCACUCCUCCUCAUCAGGUCGAGCUUGAUGCCGAUGGUGAUUGGGACGUCGAGGCUGCUGCAGAGGGGAGACGCGUACAGGUCACCUUCACCGUGCCGCGGGAGAAACUGCGCGUCGUAAAUGCCACGGCGGGCGAUUUGGAUAACCUGUCCGACCUGUCGAUUAGUCGGAAUACCAGUGUAGGAUAA